GCUUUGCCUCGGGCCUGCAUCGAUUUGAUCGAUUCUAUUGCUGCAGAAAGGCAUUUGAUCGAUAGCGCUCAGGGACGGCCGGAUUUUGUAGUCAGCGGGAGUGCGGCCAAUUGUGUGGGAGAGUCACUGCUGGCGAUCGGGGAAGGACAUGCAAUUUGCUCUGGGAAGUGGCGGACAUGGAGGGAUGCUGACGAGGAGAGGUUGCCAGGGUUUUUAGAGUUUUGAGGUUUUGGUCCGGGGAGGUGAGGCUUAAGUGUGUAAUGCGGAGAUGAGAUUGACAUGGUUGAGAAUAGUUUUCGUUUUCUUCUGUCUCGUGGUGAGUGAGGAAGCGUUUGUGGAGUGGGCAGUGGUGUGUGGACUUUGGUUUUGAUAAAGAGCGAGAGAGCGAGAGAGAAAUUAGAGUGGAUGGUGGUGAGGAGGUGGCUGUUGUGAAGAGGUAGAUUUGCAGGAGUGAUGCAGAGCCUGGCGCAGCUCGAGAGUGCGGCUGUGGGAAGCACUCCGCUGCGAUGGAGUGGAAGGUUGGAAACGGAUUUGAGGCGCGUGGGAUGCCUGUCUCGCGUAUCUUUCGUGUGGCAGCGUUCGACUGAUUCCACCCGUUCAUUAUCUCCUUCUUCAUUGUCUUCUCGUUAUGGCCCUCCAUUGCUGCCUGGUUUUGUGUAUCCAAGGUAUAGGAGUGGCAGGUCGAGAAUACUCUGUGUGCAAGAUGAAAUUUCAAAACCCGAGUCGAACGACCUCGCAGAGAUAAUGUCAAAUGAGUCCGGAGAGGUUGACCCUAUGUACGAGAAGGGUGGAUCAAAUUAUUUUUCAGCGCUAGAGAAGAAUAAGAAUGUGAACGGGAAGUUAUCAGCGGUGACCAAUUUUGACCCUCGUCGCCCCUUUGACUUAACGUGGAUUGGGGCGUGGGCGGAUGAAGUGAGUGAGAGAGGCAUGCACAAGCGGAGAACCUUUUACAGUCAUGACGAUUGGUUGCAACAUCGAAGCUCAACAAGGCAUUACCGACAUUUUACGUCAACCUUGUCGUCUCGAGUGAUCGUGUCUUUGAUACCUCCUGUCGGCACCAUGACAGCCAUCUCAGUGGCAAUCUCAAUAUACAAUAGUAUCGUUUUAUCAGGGUGUUUGCCAUCAUUCAUUCCACUACUUCAUGCUUCACCUCUUUCUUACCAGCUGACUGCUCCAGCCUUGGCGUUGCUUCUCGUGUUUCGAACUGAAGCAUCCUAUUCCCGCUAUGAUGAGGCUCGUAAGACCUGGACAAAAGUUAUUAGCAGUUCAAAAGACAUGGUCCGCCAAUCGAUGACAUGGGCUCAACGUCCUGAUGAUAACCGACGUAAGAAGCUGUUACUGGACUACAUUCUGGCUUUUUCCGUGGCUCUCAAGUGUCACCUACUGUACAAUUCAGAUAUUGAAGAAGAGCUGAGUGAGAUUUUGGAAAAGGAUGACCUAGCGCUGGUUCUUAGUGCAGAGCAUCGGCCAAAUUGUCUCAUUCAGCUCAUAACUCAUUCUUUGAAAUGUAUCCAGCUCGAAGAUGGAGAGAGAAGCCUUCUGGAUGCAAAUAUUUCACAAUUUAAUGAGAGCAUAAGUAUAUGCGAGCGCAUAAUUCGCACGCCCAUCCCACUUGCCUAUACGCGAUUGACAUCACGAAUUUUGGUGCUGUGGCACCUUGCUUUGCCUAUUGUGCUUUGGGAUGAUUGUCAAUGGGUGGUUGUUCCCGCCACUUUCAUUAGUGCAGCCUCUCUGUUCUGCAUCGAGGAGGUUGGGGUCCUCAUUGAGGAGCCAUUUCCAAUCCUUGCAUUGGACCGAAUGUGUUCAAAAGCACGUGAAAAUAUACAGGAGAUAGCACAUUUGCAACAACAAACUCAAGAGCAUUUGAGAAAAAAGACCACCAAGGUGCCACGAAAUGGUGUUGCAAAUGGAGUGAUCAGAUCGUGAUCCGCUGGGAGAGUUACAUCUGAGACGUAUGCUGAUAAUAGCAUGUAUCAUUUACCAUCAGCAGGAUGAAGUGAUGAAGGACAAAGAUGAGAGAUUUUAAUGAGGAUGGGGAAGCUGCGUCAUUCCUUGGAACAGGUUCUGAGGCGCGCAGUUACUCACAGAACGGAUCACUAAUCGAGGUUGUAGAUAGGGUCUUGCUAUCCCAGAGGAUUCAUUUUUUGUUGAUAACCAAGUUCACUGAUUACAACCAGCAUAUAGGCUGUAUUCCUUAUUGUUACAAGACCCUCGAUUACGGCAGUUAUUUCUGCAUCAUACACUGUAAUACACUGUGCCACUUAAAAGUCAGGAACCAUGAGACUGACCUUUAACGACAUGGACUUAGCAAGCCAAAGUUGAAAUCAGAUAGCACACGACAUCAGUGUGAAGUCCUGUAGACUCAGAGCUUCUGCAGCUCAUGAUAAACUUAUUUGAGUACUACAUGAUAAACUUAUUACGGCAGUUAUUUCUGCAUCAUGCACUGUAAUACACUGGAUCUGCUUCAUGUGAAGAUUCUUCUGGCUUCAGAGGCACUCGAUCCUUUUCACA
Messenger RNA from Physcomitrium patens, 2511 nucleotides. Its product is annotated as voltage-dependent chloride channel 1, chloroplastic. NCBI's taxonomy places the organism in Eukaryota, Viridiplantae, Streptophyta, Bryopsida, Funariales, Funariaceae. The record is from RefSeq and is a predicted model, not a curated record. Gene Ontology annotation, molecular function: chloride channel activity.